AUUAAUUCUAAGAAUAUAUUACGAUACUAUUAAUGCUACGAUACUAAUGUACACCCAAGUACGAUAGAGGAAACACCUGUCACAGCAACCAAUGUUUAUGUUUUAGCGCAGUACUCUUUAAGAUCCUUGGAUGAUCAGAAGUGUUACUAUUUCUCGUAAACGUAUAAAUAUAUCGUAUGAUAUAUUAUAUAUUUUAAUAUAUAUAUAAUGUGAUAAUAUAUCGUUAAAAAAAAGAACGUUUUCAUUGUUAACUGACAAGUUAAUUAUUUUAUAAAUCCAGUGAAAGUCAAUUUAAUAUAUUUUAUUGAACACGAUGUUAGAAACACGUUCUGCCGUAUUUAAAAUAAUGAAAACUAACGCUCAUGAGGAACGACAGAUUAAAAAAUGGCCACCCCCAUUUUCUUCAGCGAUAACUCCUUAUUGCGAAAGAGAUUUUGAUGAUGUCGUUAAACGAACCUGUGCAGAAAAAUCUCUUACUCUUCGAAUAUCGAAAGUAAUUGUCAUUGGAGACGUAGCAGUCGGAAAGACGUCAUUAGUAAAUCGAUUUUGUCAUAAACUCUUUGAUAAUAACUAUAAGGCGACUAUCGGAGUAGAUUUCGAAGUCGAAAGGUUCGAUCUUCUUGGCGUACCAUUUCACUUGCAGAUAUGGGAUACGGCUGGACAAGAGCGUUUUAAAUGUAUCGCUGCUUCUUAUUAUAGAGCGGCUAAUGCGAUAAUAAUAGUCUUUGAUGUGGGAAAUUUAAUGACUUUGGCACAUUGUCAACAAUGGUUAACGGAAGCAUAUAAAAGCAACACUAAUCCUUGUCAUGUUUUUUUAAUUGGUACAAAAAGAGAUUUACUGUCGAAUCAAGUAUACGAAAUAAUCGAAAAUCGAGCAAUAGAUGUGGCAAAACGAAUGAGAGCCGAAUAUUGGACAGUUUCAGCAAGAACGGGAGACGGUGUGGCAGAAUUAUUUGCAAGGGUCGCUGGUUUAUGUUUUAAUGCGAUGGUUUUACGAGAAUUGGAAAUUAAUAAAACAAUACCAAUGAAUAUCGGCUCGGAUCUAAUAACAUUGAAAAAUAAAUCUAUGGAAAACAAAGAAAAAAAGAAAAACAUUGUAUCGAAAUGUUUUGAUUGUUCCAUAUAAAUAAAUAUAUCGAUUUCAAUGAAUUACAAAAGAUUGACGAAAUACAUUAUAAAAUGUUACAAACUAUUAUAUAUAUUGUUACUUCCGGUAAUUUCCAAGACGAACUGCCGAGUGUAAAAACCGAACUAAACCGAACCAGUAUUGCUUCUUCUUCCCAUCUUCAUGAAGAAAAAGAGGAAGAAAGAACUAAUGGGAUCGUUUAUCAUUUACGAAAAACUUCAAAACGCACAAGUGAAGCGAGCUUAAAAUUUUGUGUUGUGUGUCAGCUUGUAAAUUCAGUAUCUCGAAAGUAAGAACCAGACGCUCGGCAACCUUCGGCAACCUUCCGACCGUGACACUCGAUUUGCCAUCAUUGUCGAUCGUAAUUCAUCGCAACUGAAAUUCUUUUCUUUUGCCUCCUGUUAUAUAUUCUCCUUCGGACGCACGCAUAUAGAUAGACAGACAAUAAUACCAUACUAACUAUUAUCGGUCUAGUUUUCCAAUCUUAAAAAGUAAUAAUUUCAAUAGGUCAGUCAAUUGAAUCGUGAUCAAAUUUUUCAUAGAAGAUCCAUCAUUAAAUCAACUUCAAACAAGAGUUAUUCAGCAUCACGUUAUUCGUACAUUGUCCUUUCGUACGUAAUUCGCAAACUCGUUAACCGUUCGAAUUUUGAACUAACAGUGUUUCUUUGGUACAGUGUCGUUUCUAAAGAGAAAAAGGGGAAAAAAA
Molecule: messenger RNA, 1832 nt
Organism: Vespa mandarinia (Asian giant hornet)
Lineage: Eukaryota; Metazoa; Arthropoda; Insecta; Hymenoptera; Vespidae
Product: ras-related protein Rab-34
Molecular function (GO): GTP binding; GTPase activity
Source: RefSeq, a predicted model, not a curated record